UCGAAGAGUUGGAGCGGGGGAGAGAGAGAGAGAGACGGAUGGAGAGGAACCGGAAGGGAGGGACGGCGCCGACCGGGUGCUUCAAGUGCGGGAGGCCGGGGCACUGGUCUCGAGACUGCCCUUCCUCCUCGGGGAACCCUAACCCUAGCUCUGGCCUCAACAAGGCUACUGCCUUCUCCUCCAGAUCCUCUCAGCAGCCGCCUCCCGAGAAGCCCUCUGCCGCUGCAGCGACCAGCGCCAAGAAGGCCCCGAGGACGAGGCCCAAGCUCACUCCGGAUCUCUUGCUCUCGGACGAUGGCCUCGGCUACGUCCUCCGCCAUUUCCCUCGUGCCUUCAAGUACCAUGGGCGCGGCCAUGAGGUGGCUGAUCUUGGUAACUUGAUUGGUCUGUAUGCACAAUGGCACUCGCAUUUGAUCCCUUACUACUCCUUUGAUCAGUUUGUACACAAGGUCGAGCAAGUUGGUGCCAGCAAGCGAGUCAGGAGAUGCAUCUCAGAAUUGAAUGAGAGAGUUGCCAGAGGUGGGGACCCCACAAAGCUGCAUGAACCCCCUGUUGAACAAGUUGCUCCAGAAACAGAACAAGAUGAUACUGUCGUUGAAGAUCCAGUUGCUGAUGCAGUAGAUCCAUUUUUAGAGAGUCAUGAAGCCGAUCACAUUCAAGAGAUGUUUGAAGAGAUUUUCCACAAAGCUACUGAAGAACCAUGUGAGUCCUUGCAGCAGGAACAGACGCAUGCCUCAGAAGUAAACCGUCAGCUAUGUUCGACAAAGGAACCAGUGUCACAAAAUCAAGAAGCAGCUAGUUGUGUCUCCACGCCAAGCAAAAGUCGGAUUACAGAAGAGCAAAGGGCACGAAUGGAAGCGAACCGCUUGAGAGCACUGGAAAGAGCUGCAGCUCGGUCUCGUUCAGCAGCAUCUUGAAUAUUUCAUCCUUUUAAUAAAUCCAAAUCUCUCAGUUGAGAACCACAAUGAUCAUUCCACCAUGAUUGUGGGUCCAGAAACAACCUACAUCAAGAGGCUGUGAAGUCUUGAUUUGAAAUCAUAUAUGUGCAAAAAAAAAAAAAAA
Musa acuminata subsp. malaccensis (wild Malaysian banana) is the source of this 1062-nucleotide messenger RNA. RefSeq lists its product as uncharacterized. Gene Ontology annotation, cellular component: nucleus; replication fork protection complex. Lineage: Eukaryota; Viridiplantae; Streptophyta; Magnoliopsida; Zingiberales; Musaceae. The record is from RefSeq and is a predicted model, not a curated record. Gene Ontology annotation, biological process: replication fork arrest; replication fork processing; DNA replication checkpoint signaling. Gene Ontology annotation, molecular function: DNA binding; zinc ion binding.